Messenger RNA from Chelonoidis abingdonii (Abingdon island giant tortoise), 6058 nucleotides. RefSeq names its product pleckstrin homology domain containing A7 (gene PLEKHA7). Lineage: Eukaryota; Metazoa; Chordata; Testudines; Testudinidae. Gene Ontology annotation, cellular component: zonula adherens; pore complex. The record is from RefSeq and is a predicted model, not a curated record. Gene Ontology annotation, molecular function: protein binding. Gene Ontology annotation, biological process: cell-cell adhesion mediated by cadherin; zonula adherens maintenance; epithelial cell-cell adhesion.
CCGCGCUCCCCUUGGUACCCCCUCCCCGGCCGGCCGGCCGUGCGCAAGGCGAACAUGGCGGCGGCGGAGGCGGUGGGGCGGGACACUCUACCUGAGCACUGGUCCUAUGGCGUCUGCAGGGACGGCCGGGUGUUCUUCAUCGAUGACCUGACCCGCUCUACUACUUGGCUGCAUCCUCGCACUGAGGAGCCCGUCAACUCGGGCCACAUGAUCCGCUCAGAUCUGCCCCGCGGCUGGGAGGAGGGGUUCUCCGAGGAGGGAGCCAGCUACUUCAUUGACCAUAACCAGCAGACCACGACAUUUAGACAUCCUGUGACAGGACAGAUUUCUCCAGAAAACAUUGAAUUUAUUUUACAAGAAGAGCAGAAUUCACACAUGUCCAAGCAACGAGUAAACCAAAGACCCUCAAGCAUGGUCAGUGAAACAUCUACUGCAGUAACUACAUCCGCUGUAGAUACAAAACCUGGCUCCAAGGUUUUAAAAUCUGGCAAUAAAGUUCACAGCUUUGGAAAGAGGGACCAGUCUAUCAAGAGGAAUCCUAAUGUUCCUGUUGUGGUGAGAGGCUGGCUACACAAACAGGAUAGCUCUGGAAUGAGAUUAUGGAAAAGACGAUGGUUUGUGCUGUCUGAUUAUUGUUUGUUUUAUUACAAAGACAGCAGAGAAGAAACUGUUUUGGGUAGCAUACCAUUGCCUAGUUAUGUAAUAUCUCCUGUUGGACCUGAAGAUCGCAUAAACCGCAAGUAUUCCUUUAAGGCUGUCCAUACAGGGAUGAGGGCAUACAUUUAUAAUAAGAGUUCUGUUAUUGGCUGCCAGGCAGAGCAUUCAGGAAUGCGCACAUACUACUUCAGUGCAGAUACCUUAGAGGAUAUGAAUGACUGGAUCCGUGCCAUGAAUCAAGCUACUCUGAUGCAAACACGUUCAUCACUGAAGAGAGAAACAGAAAAAGCGGAUCAGCAAGCUGUUCCCCAAGCUAACCAUGUGGAUUCUCGCAAAGAGUGUGCAAAGGUGGAUACUGCUGAUAUAAAAGAAAGUUAUCAAAAAGCAACUGAAAUCUUUGACUAUGAUAGGCAUGAAGAGAUAAGAAAAGAAAGAGAAGAUGAGGAACGUUAUGUCUUCAGAAAAGAAAUUCUGGAAGCUAAGAGGGGAAAAUCUAAGUAUCUGUUAACAUCAGGAGAAGUGGAUCAGUUUCCAGAUUUAACAAGUGCAUCUCGGCCCCAAGUAGCUCAGCCUCAGCCAGUUGAGAAGAAUGGGACAUUUCCUAGUUCAUUAAACAUGAGUGUUGGCCCAGUGGAGCAGAAUGGUACCAGUUUCUAUAAAAGAAGGUUUGUUCCCAGAGCAAAUCCAGAUAAACAGAUGCAAAGGAAAAACAACAUGACUCAAGUGGAGCAGUGGGUAAAAGUCCAAAAAGGAGAUACAAAAAGUCUUGCUUCUGAUCAGAUGCUAACUCGUCAAGGUCCCAGUCAGUGUUCUUCUUUUCCUGAAAAUUAUCAUACCUUGCCAAAGAAUACCAGGCAGCCUUCCGGGAGCUCUUCUCCACCAAAUCGCAACUUGCCAAGUGACUACAAAUAUGCCCAGGACCGUGUAAGUCACUUGAAAAUGUCCCAUGAGGAGAGGAAAGCUAAUAAGGAUGGUACUGUAUGGCAGCUAUAUGAGUGGCAACAGAGACAGCAGUUUAAACAUGGCAGUCCAACUGCUCCAGUUUAUGCAGGUUCUCCGGACUUUACUGACCGUGGUAAAGCAAAAAGUUCACUAGAUGUUCCACGAUCAAUUUCUGUUCCUCCAUCUCCUUCCGAUAUUCCUCCACCAGGACCUCCAAAAAUCUUUCCGCUAAGGAGACCACACACUCCUGCAGAAAGGGUUACUGUUAAACCAUCUGAUGGGAGACAGAGUAUAGACAUACCUUUUGCUGGAUCUCCAAGGAGGAUACGAAAUCAUGCUGUAAAGAAUUCAGCACACGUUGAUAGACACUCCAUGCCUACUAUGGGAUAUAUGACCCAUACUGUAAGUGCACCCAGUUUACAUGGCAAGUCGGCUGAUGACACCUACAUCCAGCUGAAGAAAGACUUGGAAUAUCUGGAUCUAAAGAAGCGGUCUCCUUUUAUGAUAACAAUAAAAAAUAAUGGACCUCUGAUCAACAUGGUUUACAAAGUGCUAAAGAACUCAGCACAAGGGUUACUGUCCGGUAUAAAUGUGACAGGGCGUGAUGUACUAAAAGAACGAAGUACAAAACCUGUCAAGAUUGCAGAAAGUGAUAUUGAUGUCAAGCUAAGCGUUUUCUGUGAACAGGACGGGAUUCUACAGGACUUGGAAGACAAAAUAAGAUCCCUUAAGGAAAAUAAAGACCAGUUGGAAUCUGUUUUGGAGGUUUUACAUAGACAGAUGGAACUGUACAAAGACCAACCACUGCAUGCAGAAAAAAUUUCUUCCCAGCAGAGACUUUUGCAAGAGGACCUCAUUCAUAUUCGGGCUGAAAUAUCCAAGGCAUCCACUGAAAUGGAAAAUGCUUGGAAUGAAUAUCUGAAAUUGGAAAAGGAUGUGAACCAGCUGAGGCAAGCCUUACAGGAACAGAUGAACAGAUCAUUCUUUCCUCAGGAGAAAACACAAAUGCAAAAAGAUUUAUGGAGAAUUGAAGAUGUCACAGCUGGCCUAAGUGCAAAUAAAACAAACUACAAAGUUAUAGUAGAUUCUAUAAAAAAUCCAGAAAGAAAAACAGUGCCUUCAUUUUCUCAGCCUAUAGUGCCUUCAUUAUCAACUUCUCUCACGACUAUGGAGAGCAAACAUUCUACUCAGCGAACUCCUCCAUCCAGUCCUGUUAAGUCCUCUUUGGAGGUUAGGCUAUUUCCACAGCCUUAUUCUCAGCCUAGAACACAGUCUCAACCACAACAGCUGAAAAAAGUUGAGCAUCCUCUUCAGUCACCAGUGAAGCUAAAGUCAAAAAUUGAAGAUGAAGCACCACCCAGACCUCCUCUCCCUCAGGUCUACAGUCCUGAUGAUCACCCACCAGCUGUUCCACCUCUUCCAAGGGAAGCCAGUGUCAUCAGGCACACAUCAGUGCGAGGCCUGAAACGUCAGUCAGAUGAAAGAAAGCGAGAUCGAGAACUGGGACAAUAUGUCAAUGGAGAUUAUAGGGGAGAACUUCGUUCAUACAUGAGUGAACCUGAAUUAGCUGCAAUAAGUGGUGACCUCAGCCAAACUUCACUUGGUUUCAUAGGUUCUGACAGUGGAUACCAAACAUUACCUAUCAGAGGAUUAUCUGGAUCAACUUCCAGACUGCACCAGACAUCCACCAGUUCAUCAUAUGCAACAUUUCAAAGAGAUAGCUCCAAGGAGAGACCAAAGAGUGCCUUGGAACGCUUAUACUCUGGAGACCACCAAAGAUGCAAGAUGAGUGCUGAGGAACAACUAGAAAGAAUGAAGCGACAUCAGAAGGCAUUAGUUCGUGAACGCAAGAGAACUCUUAGCCAAGGAGAAAGACAGUCUGUUUCAUCUCGGUCUUUCAUCCGGCCCGUUUCUGAGGACAUAGGCUCAUGGAAACGAGAACAAGAAUUUGAUUUGCAGUUACUUGAGAGAACAAUACGUGGAGAAGAGAAAAACGAAAAUGACAGGUUAAAAAUUCAGCCUGUACCAGUGACAGAGAUGGACCUGGAACCUCAAGAUUAUAACUUAGAUCUCAGCAGAGAGUUAUCAAAACCUGAAAAGGUGGCAAUUCCAGAACGCUACGUUGACCUGGACCCUGAAGAACCUCUCAGUUCAGAAGAAUUAGCUGCAAGACACCGUAAUGCAGAAAAGAUAAAGAAUAUUCUUACCAGGUCGAGUAAGCACAACCUACAGCCUGCUGUUGCUCAGGACAAACACAACUCAGUUGAUUUAGAUUCACAGCUGCAGGAGCAGGAACGCAUUAUUACCAUAUCAUACGCUUUGGCUUCUGAAGCCUCUCAACGGAGCAAGGAAGUAGCAGCUCACCAGUUGACCUACCCAUCUAAAGCACCCUCACCUUCUGUACCACAGCCACCUCACUCCCCCUUAAGCAAUGGAUUUCACUACACAUUUGUCUAAACACCUUAAAACCAAAGCAGUCACUGAACAUUGACAUAAGAUACAACCCAACAUCGAUCUGAUGCCAGAGCAUGGAAGAAAGAAUGUCUUCAUUACACCAGCUUCUCUGAAGAUACUCAUCAGCUGAUCUCAUAAUUUUUCAAAAACAAAUUCAGAGAAUAAUAGAGGGAUUUUCUAUGAAAAACAAAUAAAUUCAAAUCAUUUUAGUUUGGCAUUGUUUUAGUUCAGACUUUUUAUAUAAAUAAAUGGCACUUUUAAGAUACUCUGUAAAAUACUGAUGUAUUUUUAGAAACAAUAUAUUUUAAAUUUUUUUAAUCAAGGGCUGAGAUCAUUUUUUUUAAAAAACUGCUUACACAGACUUUACAAAAUGUAUAUCAAAUAAUCUUGGAAGCACAUCAUGGCAUUUGGGUAAAGCUAACUCAAGUGAGAAGCAUACUGAGAAUUUUCUUCUUUUUUUGAUCACUCUCGUGUCCUUUAAGAAAUAGCAAAGGACUCAGCUUGCAUUUCUAAAUGUUAGUAACCAUCAUGUUUGCACACAAUGAACAAAAUUAUGGCACUCAGCUUCUAACUCCUGUACAUUUUUUAAUUCCAUGUAGUUAAUUUUCAAAUAUAAUACCCAGUGUGUUGGCAUUGACAAUAGCACUGUCCGCAUCAGUAACAAGAAGCUACAAAAAUAUUUUUUUCUUAAAUUAAGAGGACUGGGAAGUAAAAGAGAUUUUAAUUCUACUGUGUGAAGUAAGCAAUAAAAUGUUAAUAGAAUGUGUGAUUUUACUAGUAAAAAAUAUAUAUAUAUUUAAUUGUUUUAAUUAAAAAGCAAUAUAUGAUGUAUUGCAUUAUCCUGGAAACAACAGAAAUAAUGUACUGUGGCACUUGCUAAUUUUGUAUGUAAAUUUAACUGGUGCUUAAUUUUGCCAAAACUUUCAAGUCUGAUGUUUUGCUUGGGUAUAAGGUGAAGAGUUGGCCACUUACGUAUGAAGAAAAUGAAUUUAAAUAAAUUGCUGUUGCUUCUUUACUUGAAAAAAGUAUGCGUACACUUUCAGUGUAAGGCAUGCAAAAAUCACACAAUACUGUGUAAUUUUUAGUUGAGUCCAGUGCUAAGGGAGGAAUGAUUCACAAAUACUGUGCUGUGUUUUGCAAGACUUUUAACUUCUGUUUCUUUGCUGCAUUCAGAUAAUGGGUUUAAAAAGAAACUACAUGGAUUGAGCUUCACAUUUGUUUAAAAUGCAUAAAAUAAAAAUUCAUAUUGUAUUUUUAUGAUAUUCAGAAACUAUUCUUAAGAAAUAUAUUUAGAAAAUGCAGUCUAUUUUUCACUAACUCAAUACUGCCAGUGUCAGCUUCAUAACAUUUUGCCAAAAUAAAAUUUUUAUUUUUGCCUUUAUAAAAAAUGUUUGAAAAACAAUUAAAUGAAUAUCUUGCAAGAAAAUGUUAAUUUAAAUAAAAUGUAACAGUUUGGGGAAAAUGGUGUAUGUACAGAUUAAAAUAUUAACAUAACACUUCUACUGCUUUUGUCUUGUCAGCUGUCCUGUUGAUUAUUUUCAACAUUGUUUUUAAAAUCCCCAUUAAUUACAUUUUGUUUUCCCUGGUUCUGACCCAAGCCCAUUGCUGUCCAUGGGAGUUUUUCCAUUUAUUUAUAUAGGAAUUGAAUCAGGCCUCCUGUGUAUCAAGUGCUGAACUUAGGACAGCUCUUAAAUACAUACUUAAGUCCAUCUCUGUUCAGGAAAGCACUUAAGUACAGGCUUUCCUGAAUUGGAACCUAAAUGUUGAUCUUUCCUAGUUUACAGUUUUCUCAACUGCCAAAUUCUUGACACUUGGUAUAGUAUGAAAUUAAAGUAGCUAGAGUAAUUUACAUGUUCUGUGUGCAAAAAGUGCAACUCCCCAUCGCUAAUCCUGUAAACAUCAUGUGGUUGCUUGUGCAACGUAUGGACAAACAUUAACCAAUAAAAUGUCUGGAAACCAACUGGAAUUUAAGACUUCUGUAAUAGCAGGCGAGAGUCAGUUUGUA